Molecule: messenger RNA, 270 nt
Organism: Pyricularia pennisetigena
Lineage: Eukaryota; Fungi; Ascomycota; Sordariomycetes; Magnaporthales; Pyriculariaceae
Exons: 3
Coding region: 1-270 (89 amino acids)
Source: RefSeq, a predicted model, not a curated record
AUGUUAGCCAACAACGACUACACUUACAAGGGCUCCGGCACCAACAGCCAGGGUAACCACUGGUGCUCGCGUGACUACGGCAACGGCUCCAACAGCUACCACUACUCCAACGCUGAUGGCUCCUACUACUACUCCAACCCCGACGGCAGCACCUACCACAACAAUGGCAACGGCGGAUCCACCUACACCUCGCCCAGCGGCCAGGUUCAUCAGUCUGGCUAUGGUGGAAGCAGCGGCGGCAGCGGCAGCGGCAGCUCGGGAAACAAAUGA